Vairimorpha ceranae is the source of this 1155-nucleotide messenger RNA. RefSeq names its product meiosis-specific protein hop1. The record is from RefSeq and is a predicted model, not a curated record. The transcript has a single exon. Lineage: Eukaryota; Fungi; Microsporidia; Nosematidae. The coding region runs from base 1 to 1155 and encodes 384 amino acids.
AUGAACAUAAAGCUUACAUUUACUGACAAUACACCUUUGUCAUACCAGCCGUAUGGAUUUAAAGAUGGAUCAGAUGUAUUUUAUAAGCACAAUAAUAAAAUUUCACUUUUCAAGUUUAAUAAUAUGGAGGGAUGUUUAAUACCAGAAAAUAUAGAAUAUAUAAAAGAAGAUAUAUCUUUAACGACUACUAAUUAUGAGAUUAGCAUGAAUAACGUUGCUAGGAGGGCAAAUAAUAAAGUAUUUGUAGAAAAAAAUAAUCAAAGUACUAAGAAUAAUCUUAAAACAACUAGCUCUAUAAUUUAUGGAGAUAAAGAAAAUUUAUGUAAUAACGACAUGAAGGAAAAUAUAUGUUUAGAAGAUAUUAAAAAAACUACAUGUAAUAAUGACAUGAAAGAUAAUGAUACUGAGCGUAUCGAAAAUAUAUGCAAUGUAGGUUUGUUAAGCCCAAAAAAAAGCCCGUCAUUUUCUACUGAAAAAAAUUCGGCAGAAAGACCGCAUCAACAAUUAGUUGAAAAUAAAAUCACAAAGAAUACUGAAAAAAAUACUAAAAAAGAUGACGAAGUUGUAUCGCAAAGUACUUUUAGUGCAUUUGAUUUUACAUCCCAGAAUACUUUUCCUGCUGAAAUCAACAAGCAGUGUGAAUUGUCCUCAAAAACUGAAAUGAUCGACAAUGCUGUAAACCGAUUGACAGUUAAAGGAGAUGAUAGUGCGAAGUCUACAAUAAGAUGCACGUGUUUAGUAAAAAUAGAUAAUUAUGACUUAAUUUAUUGUGAUUUUUGCUGUUUAUGGUUACACACUGUUUGUUGUGGAUUUUUUUCUAAUAAAGACAAAAGAAUACCACUAGGAAGCUUUAAAUGCGAAUUUUGCAUUGGAAAUGUAAAUCAAAAAAUAACAGAAAGAUCACUUACAAGACGAUUGCUAGCUAUUCUUUAUUUAGAGAAGUUUAAAAGUAAAAGAUAUUUAAGCUCACGAAUGGGAAUAAGCUACGAUAAAAUGAAUAACAUUUUCACGAAAUUACAAAGCGAAGGAUUUAUUAAAAAAAGACAGAAUAGUUAUGUAGUUGUUAAAGACGAAAAAAUUAAAAAACGUCUUAAAGAAUAUUUUAGAGUGAAUAAAACCUCUAUAUGUAUUAAAGACAUAGAUGGAAAUAAUUAA